Molecule: messenger RNA, 3093 nt
Organism: Rhincodon typus (whale shark)
Lineage: Eukaryota; Metazoa; Chordata; Chondrichthyes; Orectolobiformes; Rhincodontidae
Product: ADP-ribosylation factor GTPase-activating protein 3-like
Exons: 17
Coding region: 95-1699 (534 amino acids)
Biological process (GO): COPI coating of Golgi vesicle
Molecular function (GO): GTPase activator activity
Source: RefSeq, a predicted model, not a curated record
GGAUGUGGUUGAGCUCUCGCUCCACCCAGUUUCACCCUUUGCUCCGGAAGUGCUGUCGGCUCGAGCUGCUGCCACUGCCUGUUCCGAGUCGAAGAUGUCUGAAGUGGGGAAGCAGGAGAUCAACUCCAUCUUCAAGCGUCUGCGAUCCAUCCCCACCAACAAGGCCUGCUUUGACUGUUCAGCCAAGAACCCAACCUGGGCGAGUAUAACCUAUGGCGUCUUUCUCUGUAUUGACUGUUCGGGGACGCAUCGAUCACUUGGUGUUCACUUGAGUUUUAUCAGAUCUACAGAACUGGAUUCUAAUUGGUCCUGGUUUCAGCUAAGAUCUAUGCAACUUGGUGGAAAUGCAAAUGCUAAUGCUUUCUUCCGUCAACAUGGUUGCAACACCAAUGACACAAAUGCAAAAUACAACAGCCGUGCUGCCCAACUUUAUAGAGAGAAGCUGAGAUCACUGGCAGUUGCUGCAACCAGAAAAUAUGGGACCAAGCUGUGGAUUGAUGAUACAGAAAAUCCAUCUCUAUCGCCUACGAGUAAAGAUGAAGACUUCUUUGCCUCACAUACUAAUUCAGCCAGAAUGGAGUCAUCAGAUCAGACCUUUGAUUCUGCCCUUCUAGAGCAGUCCUCACCUGAAGACACAAAGCAAGAAGAAAAUGAUAAUGAGCCUGCAUAUGGACCGAAUGUUGAUUGCCUCAGUAUCUCCCCUAAGGAAGCAUUAGCUGACUCAAUGAAUUUAGUUUCUGCAGGAGUCACACCUAACAAAGAAGUAAAGUCCUCUAUCAUAACAAAAAAGAAGCCUACUGCAGGAAAGAAAAUGUUGGGGGCUAAGAAGGCUGGUUUAGGGGCACAGAAAGUAACUAGCCACAGCUUCAUUGAAAUUGAUAAACAGGCUCAGGCUGCAGACCGAAUGAAAGAACAGGAAGAUUUGAACAAGAAGAAAAUUGAGAAAGAAGAAUCAAUUGUUUCAUCUCUUCGACUUGCAUACCAAGACUUGGAAAUACAAAGAAAGAAAGAAGAUGAGAAAUUGAACAGGUUGGAAGGCAAGAAGAAAGAGCAAGCAGAGCGACUGGGCAUGGGCUUCAGUAGCAGAGCGGGAGUUUCCCAUUCUGUAUUAUCAGAUAUGCAAACUAUAGAACAGGAGACACCCACUAUUGCAAAAUCUUCCAGGAGAAAGUAUGAUGAAGAUGAAGAGCUUACUUUUACUACUACUCAUUCCAGAUAUUUUGAUGAUCCACUGGAUAUGGGAGGUACAUAUUCAAAAUGGGAUGACAACAGUGAUUCCUUUUGGAAAACAGAAAGCAACAGCAGAGAGAAGGACAUAUUUACUUCAAAAAUAUCACUAAAUGACAGGCCUGCACGUCGUAAACCAGAAUUGGACUAUGUAGUAGUCUCCGAGGAUGCACAGAAGAAAUUUGGGAAUGUCAAAGCCAUUUCUUCAGAUAUGUAUUUCGGAAAACAGGAUUCUGCAGAGUAUGAAGCCAAAACUCGACUGGAACGAUUUGCUGGAAGUUCAUCUAUUAGCUCAUCUGAUCUAUUUGAGGGUGAAAAGAAGCAAGCGUCAGCAAACGUGUCUCUGACCAAUGUGCUACCAUCAGCUCCGGACAUGGCACAGUUUAAGCAAGGUGUUAGAUCUGUGGCUGGGAAGCUGUCUGUUCUGGCCAAUGGAGUGAUGAAUUCCAUUCAGGAUCGAUAUGGCUCCUAACUGGAUAUGAACCUUAUAAUUAGAUGAAUAUUAAUCUUUUCAGAAGUGAUUUACAUUUGGAUGUCUAACACCACUGAUUAUCAAAAUAUUUUGAAAGAAUAUUCAUUUGAGAUGGAAACCUUUUGCAACAUUUGGGUGUUUAAAUUGCAUCUGCUGACAUCUAUAUCUGCUCCUACCACUUGAGUUUUCCCAGAGUCACUGUCUCAGGUAAUACUGUGCUUUAAAUAAAGAGGGAAAAAAAACUCAGAACUAGGAGAAGGAAAUUAUUUUUCAGUCACUAGAAUGCGAUUUUUAUUCUAGUUUAAACUAGGCAGAAAAGUAUUAAAUAUCUAGAACUUUAGUUAGUUUGGGAAAAGGGUGCAAUAUUCAAUUUUUAAAAAGCUAUACAGAUAUACAUUACAAUAUGGAUAAAUCCCACAGCUUUAAAGAAGUGCUCUUAUGAAUUGGGUUUUGCUUCCUGCUUAAAGAAAAGGUGUUUGUGUAAUUAAAACACUAUACUGAACUCUGAGAAAGUGAGUGUGCAGUUUCUUGAAUGAAUUGUUUACUGGAACAGAUCACUUUUUGGGGUCUGUUAAGCAAUUGUAAUAUAGAAUUGUUUAUUGGUACUUUGAACAGAUGAUUAUAUGCCAAAAUACACUUGUUAACUUUUAGAAGUCUGUAGUCUGUAGAAAAAUGAAAUGUGGAUAUUGAACAGCAUGAAGGUUUCAGUACACCGUGUUGGGAAGGUGAUCAUUUCUGUUAUUAGCAGAAACCUGUGAGGUGUACUAGUGGGGAAACCAAUUAUUUCUACUCAUGGGACCAAUUAAAUAAGUGUAAAUGGUAAUAUUGCUGUAGUUAUAUAUGUAAUGAACCUUAAUUUUUGAAUCAUUAUGUUUAAAUUGCACACUUCCUGCAGCAAAAAACUGAAUUGAGAAAUGUAAAUGUAUUUCUAAUAAAAAAAAAAGCACAUUUGCUUCAUAAGUGGGUUGAUACUGAAAUUGAACUAAAUAGGAAAUGUAAGCAAUAAAUGAAUGAUUCCGGUAAGAAUUCAACAAUGGCUCUUGCACAUAUAUUCUUGAAUUGUCUGAAGUCCAUUGCUUGCAGAGGUAUUAUACAUCAUCUAAAACUGGUGGCAAGCUAUUUAAACAGUAUAAAGUAACUUUAUAAAACAGUGUAAUUACUUGAAAAUAAGGGAGAAAAUGUUUUCUAGUUGUUAAAAUAAAAUUCUCCCCGGGUUGUGAAAUAUUAACUUUAAGCUGAAUCAAAGGAAAAAAAUUGAGGAAAACAUGUAAAACAGCAUCUUUACCAAUAAAAUGUUAGUGUUUGCAAAUUACCAGUUGCAUCAUAGCACUGAGGUGAAAAUUGUGCUGAAUCUGGACUAUCAGCUGAAGAAUAAAAUAUUUUGUUCUUUCUUA